GAAUGAGAUAGCUUCUCUUUUCUUCUCUGAGGUUCAGCCUCUGUUAUUUCUCCGUUUCUCUCUGCCUUCUCUAUCUAAUGUGUAAGAGAAUUACAGAUAGACACACUUUCUUCUGUUUUCCUGGAAAAUUUCAAAUUCUUUCCCGAGAAAAAUCAUGACAGGAAAGCUCUGAGAGAUUUUUUUUUUUUUUUUCCUUAGGGUUUCUCUCUGUAAUUCUUUCCGGGUAUCUGCUAUUUUUAUUGGGUUUCGUUUUAUCUCUACUGGGUUUGCUGGGUUUUGGCCUCUAUGACUUCAGUUCAGAAACAAGAGGUUGAAGAAGAAGACGAUACGAGAGCCGUUGAUCUCAGAAUUAACGGUGGAGAAAACGCGGAGUCAAUUGAUCACAAGAAAGACGACAACAGAGCUCCAUCUUCAGACCCACCUUCGGCGGCGCAACCACAAGAACAACCAGUGGCGGCGGUUCCGGCGAUUUCGUUGAAGGCAGAGCCUGAUGCAGAGGAGAGGUCUCCGGCGGCACCGCCAGCUAUGGGGGUGGUGCCGGUGGCCAUGCCGAUGCCGGUGCAAGUGCGGAGGCCGGCGCCUCCGGUGAAGAGGGCGUCGACGAAGGACCGGCACACGAAGGUAGAGGGACGCGGGCGGAGGAUCCGAAUGCCCGCGACAUGCGCGGCCCGAAUCUUCCAACUGACGCGAGAGCUCGGCCACAAAUCAGACGGCGAAACCAUUCGGUGGCUCCUAGAACACGCCGAGCCGGCAAUAAUCGCCGCCACCGGCACCGGCACAGUUCCAGCGAUCGCCAUGUCCGUCGGCGGGACCCUCAAGAUCCCCACCACCUCAACCGCCACCACCCAAGAACCCGACCCCAACAAAAAGAAACGUAAACGACCUGCCAACAGUGAGUUCGUCGACGUUAACGAUGCCGUUUCAGUCUCCUCCGGCCUUGCCCCAAUCGCCACCCCGUUAGCUCCCCAAGGGCUCGUACCCAUGUGGGCCAUACCAUCAAACGCCGUCGGCGCAUUCUGGAUGGUACCGCCUACCACCGCCAUUGCCGGGCCUUCGAACCAGCCUCAGAUAUGGACGUUUCCUCCAACUGCGACGCCUCUCAUCAACAUCUCCGCGAGACCCAUUUCUUCUUUCGUCUCAUCCAUGCAUCCUACAAUCAACGUAGCCUCUGCAACAGCUUCAGCAGCUUCCACAGUCGGUGUCAAAGCUUCAAAAGCCUCAUCAACCAUGGCUCCAAGCUCAACCUCUACUGCCACCACGACUACUACUACUACAAGCACCACAACUACUCAGAUGCUAAGAGACUUCUCUCUGGAGAUUUACGAUAAACAAGAGCUUCAGUUCAUGUCUCGCUCCUCAAAGCAUUGAAAACGGAUAAAAAGUGUUUUCAUUUGUUUCCGAAAACACGAGAGAACAGAGGGGUCCGUUUUCUCCGUUUUGAGUUUACGGGUAGUGCAAAGGAAAAUCAUGUCUUCCAAAGCAUGGAAAGCAGAAAAAAACAAAAGUGUUUUCUCCGUUUUGGUUUUUGGGAUUCACGUGCUCACGUGAGGAGAGUUUAAAUGCGCGCACGUGUAAGGUGGGCCCGGAGUAGCCGGAGAAGUUGGUUGAGAGGAAAGGGGCAUUUAGUGGGGCCCCACAAAGUGGUGGGUCAACACUCAACAGAGAGCCAGCGAGGUGCUCCGUGGGCCGUGCGGAGUAGUUUUUGUACGGUGGCCCACCUCAUCAGUCUGUCAUGUGAUGGAUUGGUGCGGGCCCCGACGCACUUGUGGGCCCUCCCAGACCGUUUUGCUCUGCUCCCGAGGCUGCCGCGUGGUGGUCCCUACGCUUCUCGGUGGUCCGAUCGAGACCAGUGCCAAAAGCUCAGGCUGUCGUACUAUACAGGUGUCGACCUUUCAGCUCUUACCUGGCGGGGCUCCUCCCUCGCGGACACGUGGGCUCUUUUUUGUUGGCCUAAUCACAACCGUCAGAUUUUUUUUUUUUUUUUUUUCUCUCUUGAUUUUUUAUUUCUGAUACAAAGCAUGCAUGUUGAAUGAUGUUUAAUUUCUAAGUCAAUGACAAUUUCUCACCCUCAAAUUUCGAUUUAUCGGGAGAUUUUCAAAGGAUAUAAAAGUAUUUGAAUGGAUUGGAAA
This is a messenger RNA of Vitis riparia (riverbank grape), 2129 nucleotides long. RefSeq names its product transcription factor TCP9. Gene Ontology annotation, cellular component: nucleus. NCBI's taxonomy places the organism in Eukaryota, Viridiplantae, Streptophyta, Magnoliopsida, Vitales, Vitaceae. The transcript has a single exon. The record is from RefSeq and is a predicted model, not a curated record. Gene Ontology annotation, molecular function: sequence-specific DNA binding; DNA-binding transcription factor activity. The coding region runs from base 286 to 1368 and encodes 360 amino acids.